AUGCGAAGGUUCUGCUGGCGAGAGCGGAGCGAGAAGCUUAACUGGCGGCUUCUAGGAGCUUUGGAUGUGUCCGAUGUGGUGCGUCGAGGGGAUCCGGCUGUUCUGGAGCCGUACGCACUUCAUAUAACGUUCGCGCGACUGCCCAAUACGUUGAAAGACCCGACGACGCGCGACGCCUGGUUCCUCGUGCGCGUCCUGCAGCUGGCGAUGGAAUAUCUGCUCUAUAUGCGAGCGAGAGAUGGCGACGUGCUGGAAUCGCUGAGUCAAGAGCUGCGGCAGGUGGAACAAGAGCGAGACGAGCUGGUGGUGAGCACGCAGAAGUGGAAAUCCAAGGCUCGGGUUGGUGACAAGCAGGUGGAAAAGCUGCAUCAAGUGCUGCAAAAUAUCGCGAAACUGUUGCAGAUUCACGGGUAUGUUUUUCUUUAG
This is a messenger RNA of Phytophthora infestans T30-4, 426 nucleotides long. RefSeq lists its product as uncharacterized. Bases 1 to 426 code for a protein of 141 amino acids. Gene Ontology annotation, biological process: cilium assembly. NCBI's taxonomy places the organism in Eukaryota, Oomycota, Peronosporomycetes, Peronosporales, Peronosporaceae. Gene Ontology annotation, cellular component: ciliary basal body; cytoplasm. The record is from RefSeq and is a predicted model, not a curated record. The transcript has a single exon.